Bombyx mandarina (wild silkworm) is the source of this 1738-nucleotide messenger RNA. RefSeq lists its product as uncharacterized. The record is from RefSeq and is a predicted model, not a curated record. NCBI's taxonomy places the organism in Eukaryota, Metazoa, Arthropoda, Insecta, Lepidoptera, Bombycidae.
GACGUCACGGUGACGUCAUGUCCCGCUCGAGCGGCUCGGGACGAGAGCGGAGUGUGCAGAAUGCGGAUGCUCCGCGAGCUCUGCACGCCCGUUCUUUCAAACUACGAUUUGCCGCGCAAAGGGAGGUCGGACGUUCCUACGUGUCUCUCGUGAAACCAUUAGGAUUACCGGCAACGGUGACGGACAAGUUCUACAGCAGGCCGCAGGGCGGCGAGCUGCAGGAGGAGAGCGCCCUCAGCCGCAUCGACAACAUGUUCGCGCUGGGGCCGCGGGAUAAAUACCAAGAACCGUCCACCUCAGCACAAGAAUAUGGAUGGUGGUGCAGUGAGCCAUGUAAAGGGGAUGCUGUGCUCCAACAUCACAUCAGAGAUUCAGCCUGGCUUAAAGAAAGGCUGCGGGUGCUAGCUGCUGAUGAUAAACUGAAGCUUAAAUAAUUUAUUGCAGCUUCAGUUCAGUAAUGAAAUUGUGUUCUAAAGGAUAAGAAACCUGGUGCGAUGCCUUUGAAGGCAGUAGGUUUUUCUGGAAUUUGACGAAUUAUUUCCAUGGUGAAGGAAUAACAUCAUGUAAUAAAAAUCAAACACGCAAAAAUUAUAAUUUGCGUAAUUACUGGUGGUAGGACGUCUUAUGGGCCCGCACGGGUAGGAACCACCGCCCUGCCUGUUGCUCCCGUGAAGCAGUUAAUACUUCUCAGUUUUAAAGGCGGGGCAGUCAUUAUACUGGAAAAACAGAUUUGGAACUAAUGUCUCAAGGUGGCGGCAUUCACUUAUGGUGUCUCCGGUGACCACUUAACUUCAGGUGUGCAGUGAGCUCGUCCACCCACCUAAGCAAGUUUUUUUUAUCAAAGACACCUUUGAGCAGCAGUGCUGUCCUCUUCCUUCUUUAUUUUUAAAAGAGACUGUUUAAUUUAGAUCAAUAAUAUUAAAUCAAUAGGUAUACCUUUACAUUAUCAACAAAUAAAAUACACCGUCGAUUAUAUUGCGCAUUCAUUGUGAAAUUCUUUGCUCUACUUCCAAAUAUUUAUAGAGGAACCUUAAUACAUUCUUAUAGCAAAUUGGUUGGUAAAUUUUCCUGAACUAUUAGAGUGAAUGUGUUUGACUAGGAGCCCUUGUGGGCAGAACUCAUUAUGAUCACGGUGACCAACAACAAUUAUACUUGCCAUGGCUCCCUGACAAAAAUUUGUAUAAUACCACUUCUCAUUUUGUAAAGAACUACUUGAUUGGGUUAUUAUUAACAGUGAUGUAUUAUAAUUAAUAUUCUAUUAUUAGUAUUGUGUGAGUUUCAAUGUUGUGUUGUAUGUUGCAAAAAAAUUUUUGGUAUACAAUUACUCUUCUGUUACUUGCAUACAUUUAAUUUUCAGUAUUCUUAUUCAUUUCACUCUUUCUGGAACUAUGUAACUUUACUACUGAUUGUAUCUUUAUACUUAAGCAAGCUGUAACUUUAUCAUUAUCUAACAAAUAAACUAAAAUUAAUUUUGAAUUAUUAUUCAACAUUUUACAAUCAUCACGCAAUAUUAAAUAUGAUAAUAUCGAUAAGGUAUCUAUAAUCCUCAGGAUUUGAUUAUUUGAAAUUAAAUUUACUGCUUAUAAUGUGGAACCUUCAUAGGUAAUUUUAUAAAUGAUAAUCAGGAUUAUUGAACACAUAUUAUGAACUUCAAUUAAAUUUAUGGCAAGUUUCUUUACUAUAUUUAGUGUUUGUAGUGAUCAAUUUAUUACUAGCCCUUUUUAUGUUUGAGUACUGU